Molecule: messenger RNA, 1278 nt
Organism: Perca fluviatilis (European perch)
Lineage: Eukaryota; Metazoa; Chordata; Actinopteri; Perciformes; Percidae
Gene: spout1
Product: SPOUT domain containing methyltransferase 1
Exons: 12
Coding region: 106-1218 (370 amino acids)
Biological process (GO): maintenance of centrosome location; miRNA processing
Cellular component (GO): spindle pole centrosome; kinetochore; mitotic spindle
Molecular function (GO): miRNA binding
Source: RefSeq, a predicted model, not a curated record
GAAGAAGAAGAAGAAGAAGAAGAAGACGACGCGACCCGGAAGUAAAUAAACUUCACGUGUUAGGUUCAUGUCAAUGGUUAGGUUAGUGCCCUAGUGUGUGUAAAAAUGUCUACCGGCAUAUCAGCGAAAAGACUGAAAAUUGUAGCCUCUCAGCCUGAGGAGAAGCUGGACUGGAAGAAAAGGAAAGCAGAAAGAAAGGAAUCUAAGAAGCAAACAAAAGAAGCCAAGCUGAUUAAACAGUUAGAAAAGCAGAAACAGCAAGACACCGCAGAUGGAGAGAACCUUGAACAAAGCCAAAACAAAAAAGGUCGGGCUUACACAGUGAGUGUGGCUCUGCCAGGUUCUGUCCUGGAUAACGCUCAGUCCACUGAACUUCGUACGUACCUGGCCGGACAGAUUGCCCGAGCCUGUGUCGUGUUCUGUGUCGAUGAGAUUGUUGUGUUUGAUGAACAAGGGGAAGAUGUUAAGAGCGUUGAAGGAGAAUUUAAAGGUGUUGGGAAGAAAGGACAUGCUUGUAUUCAGCUCGCCAGAAUUCUUCAGUACCUGGAGUGUCCACAGUAUCUGCGCAAGUGGUUUUUCCCAAAGCAUAAAGAUUUACAGUAUGCAGGUUUGCUCAACCCUUUAGACAGUCCUCACCACAUGAGGAUAGAUGAUGAAUCAGAAUACCGGGAAGGAAUAGUCCUCGACAGGCCGAUCAAACAAGGAAAAGGCUCAUUGGUCAACUGUGGAAUGAGAAAGGAUGUUCGGAUUGAUAAACAGCUGCAGUCUGGACUUCGAGUCACAGUAAAGCUCAGUAAAACACAGAGUCCAGAGAGCAAAAUAUGUAAAGGUGCGGUGGUGGCUCCUCAUCUGCCCAGGACUGAAGCAGGUCUCUACUGGGGUUACAGUGUUCGCCUGGCAUCUUGCCUCAGCGCAGUUUUCACUGAAAGUCCAUAUGACGAAGGAUACGAUCUGACUAUUGGCACAUCAGAGAGAGGCAGCAGCGUGGACCAAACAUCACUGUCACCAUUCAAGCAUCUUUUGGUAGUUUUUGGAGGUCUUCAGGGAUUGGAGGCCAGUGUAGAUACUGACCAAAACCUGGAAGUAACUGAUCCCAGUGUUUUGUUUGACCUUUACCUCAACACGUGCCCCGAUCAGGGCAGCAGGACCAUUCGCACAGAGGAGGCCAUCUUAGUUUCCAUGGCGGGGCUGAGACCGAAGAUCACAGCUGCCUUUUAGAGUUGUCUCCAAUGGUUCAUGAAAGAAUUAGUGUUGGAAAGUAAACGUUUUUUCAUCUUA